This is a messenger RNA of Oppiella nova, 867 nucleotides long. The record is from the annotation of a GenBank genome assembly. NCBI's taxonomy places the organism in Eukaryota, Metazoa, Arthropoda, Arachnida, Sarcoptiformes, Oppiidae.
AUGUCGUCAGUGAAGGAGCCGGAGAAGAGCGAAGGCGCCGAAGUGCUCAAGAAGAGGGGGUACAGUAUGUUUGUGCCCCUCGACUCUGGAGGACAGGGAAACGUCUACAAGACUACGAAGAAUAAGGUGACGUUUGCGGCCAAAGUGGUGCACAUCGACAGCAAUGACAAGAACCUGGACGACGACCUCAAGAGAGAGCUGACAAUCAUCCGUAACGUCAAACAUCCCAACUGUAUUCGCGUCGAAGACAUGUUUCGCACCAAACAUAAGGUCUAUAUUAUUAUGGAUUUUAUGCCAAACAAAAGCAUUGGCGAUGAAGUGGACACUAAGGGCCCGAUAUGUGAAUGGAAAGGCAAACUAUACUUCGCCCAAAUCUCCAGUGCCAUCAAAUACCUGCACCGACACAACAUAGCGCACAGGGAUCUCAAGUUAGACAACGUAUUACUCGACGCCAACUAUAACGCAAAGGUCUGUGACUUCGGUUUCAGUCGAUUUGUUCCCAAAGACGCCAAAACCGGCCAAAUCCGCAAAAGUAAAUCAUAUGUGGGAACUCCUAGUUAUGAGCCUCCCGAAGUGGUCAGUCAUACGCCUUACGAUCCCUACAAAUGCGAUGUCUGGUGUUUAGGUGUCUGUCUGUUCAUUAUCUUGAACUACGAGUACCCCUUCAAUGGUGACGAUCCCAAAGAGACUUUACUCGAGAAGCAAAACAAAAGACAAUACACUCUCCAGAAAACUAUCGACAAAAAGUUGAGCCAAUUGGCCAAAGACUUGAUCCGCAAACUACUGGAACCCAAUCCAAACCAACGGAUCUCCAUCACCGAUGUCUAUUACCCGAUUGUGAGAAGCGAAGGAGACAGAGCUGGCACU